Molecule: messenger RNA, 2941 nt
Organism: Leptidea sinapis
Lineage: Eukaryota; Metazoa; Arthropoda; Insecta; Lepidoptera; Pieridae
Product: ral GTPase-activating protein subunit beta
Exons: 13
Coding region: 112-1824 (570 amino acids)
Biological process (GO): regulation of small GTPase mediated signal transduction; activation of GTPase activity
Molecular function (GO): GTPase activator activity
Source: RefSeq, a predicted model, not a curated record
CUGUCGGCGCCGCUGCUGGCCGCGCCGCCCUGCCUGGCCGCGCUGCUGGACGUGGUCGAGCUGGGCAUCUCCGGCGCCAAGAGUGAAGGCAAGCCAGGCGAACCAGUCAAAAUGAAGGACGAGAAAGAACUGAAGCCCGUGUCUAUGAGAGUCCGAGACGCGGCGGAGUCAUUGCUGAUGUUAAUCUUAGAACAGAGUGGCGGCAACAUUGGCGGUGGUUGGUGCAGACUGGACGAGCGGUGGCUGAGCGCUCUCGGACACGGGCGACUGAGGCAUUUCGCGGCAGAUUCCCACACCGUGCUGUCGCUGCUAGAGGAGCCGCUGGCUAAUAGCCAACAGCCGCAGCCGACGCUUGUAGUGGUGAUCCGGUCGGCGUGGGGCCGCUUCGCGUGGUCACUGAGUAGCCGCGGGUCAGCGAGGUGCGCGGGGCGCGGGGCGGGCGCGGCGUGCGCGCGGCCCGUGCCCAUGUCGGAGCCCCCGCCCCGCGCCCCGCCCGCCUGCCGCGCGCCGCCCGCCGCGCCGGCCUGCGCCGUCGAAGCUGCGUUUCCGAGCCUGGAGGCGGUACUUCGUCAACUCAACGAUCCCGACGCGCACGUGCUAUUCAAAUUACUGGAGCAACAGGCAACUCUAGAGCAACGCGCCGCGCAGGCGCAUGAAAACAUUGUACCAGAAGAGUAUGUCCCUCCCGAACCAGUCACGGAGUUCCAAACGGCCCGAAUGUUUUUGUCUCACUUCGGAUAUCUCAACAUUUCUGGAGAUAAAAAGAACGCGGGAUCUAGACUGGAGGAGUUGGACGGCUCAGCGCCGGGCCUGGGCGCGGCCCUGCGGCGACUGGACGCCACGGGCAGCCGCGCGCCGCUCACCGUGCACGUGUUCUGUGUGCGGGCGGGCCAGGUCCAGGCCGCGCAGGUCCUGGCCAACGCCGACACCACGCCGCCCGCAGGCUUCCGAGCCAUGCUGCGCGGGUUGGGCAAGCCAGUGUCGGUGGCUGGCCACGCGGGCUGGACGGGCCACGUGGCCAGCAGUUACGACGCGCGCCCGCACUUCGACGGACGGAGCAGUACGCACGCGGAUGCAAGUGCGCGCGCACCCACUCCCGCUCUCUACGACGGACGAGAGCAGGUUCUGUAUUGGUCGGACUCAACGGAUGAGAUCGCCUUCAUCGUGCCCUCGGGCCGCGAGGUGAACGAUGCGGAGGUCAGCGAUGUUGACGGAUCGUGUCUCUCUAACAACCGCAGCUUAGACAAAGGCUCAGAGUCCUGCUGGGACGUGUCGAGCGGGUCGGCGCUCUCGUACGAGCGCAGCGUGAGCGAGUGUGAGCAGACCAGAGCCCGCAGCUCGCUCUCCGACAAGCGGGCGCUCUCGCUCACCGACAAGCAGGCUGCAGCGUCCUUUACACACACUGGAAGCGGUCGACGAAACAGAGAUUUCACACCAAAAAUUCUUAUUUUCUGGUUGGAAGACUUCGAAGAUCAUCUUAAUUUACCAAUUGAUGAACUGCUCCCGCAUUGCGAAACGGGCCUGCCGUGGCGGCGGCACGAGGUGUGGUCGCUAUGCGUGAGCGGCGUGCGCAGCGGGCUGGUGCGGGUGCGGGCGCCCCCCGCGGCCGGCGUGUUGGCGGACGGUGCGUUAGUAGCGCCGCGCCUACUGCCGGACUGUCUGCGGCGUGCGGCGCGACACCUGGCCCGUCGAGCGCGGCUCAACACGGACCUGUACCAGCCGCCGCACGUCCGCAGACGUCAUCUCAUACAAGAGAUACAGCAGCAAUACAAGAAGGAUCUCACCGAGCCAGAACUACUGGAAUCAUUAUUUAGAGCCCCCUAGUAUAUUAUUAUUACGUCCCUUACUUAUUUAUUAAAGGCUAGAUUUAUUUAUUUAAUACUUAAUUCCCUCACAGACACACGUAUAUUUCCGACAUCUUACACAACUUUGUACUUAACAAACAGUAUUUUGCGGUGAGUGUUUGGUGUCCGUUGUGCCGUACAUUGUAGCCGCUGAAUAAAAACAAAUGUUUGGUAUAUAUGGUGUAGAGUAGAUAGUGGGAUCUGGCCCAUUAUAUCAUUAGCAGCCUUAUCCCGACAUAUUUAACUACACUUAACAUUUGGUGCGAUUGUCUGGUAACCUAGAACUAAUAGAAUAAUUAAAAAAUAACUAAGAAGAAUUAUCGGUCAGUCCUAUCGUGUGCUCUUUAGAUUGAUUUCUUUCCACGUUCACAUCAGCUGUGGAAGUGAUAGUAAGCCUUACUUAAGGCUAUACAGGUUAUAUAUACACACGCCACUCAAAAUAUAAAACAGAUCCAAAAAUUGAAAUAUCAAAAAAAAAAUAUACAGUCAUGUAAUAUAUAGGGUAUGUACAUGAGAUACCAUACUCAGCGAGACCCGUGCAAAUUUUUCGCUUUUUCUAGAUUAUAAAUUUUCUCGAAUAAUAAUUCAAUUUAGUAUUAAUAAGAAUAAGUAGCAUUUUGUAUUAACUUUCCGUAUUUUAAAUGUAAAUGAAAUGAAAUGAUUUAUUUGUAUGAAUCGUGGUAGCAUAGUUGUUAACAAUUAAUUGGUGUACAGCACAAUUCGCCAAUAUAUCGGCAUACAAAUAUUUGAUUGUCAAUAUUGGAAUUUUUAUAUUUAUACGUCACUAAUAAACAUUACUUACAUAGUUUUAAUUAUAAUAUAAUAUUAAAUAAAUAUUAGUUUGUAGGUACCUCUCAAAAAAUUACAUUUAAUACUAUUAUUUUUGGCUAAAGAAUUCUUUUAAACUAUAAAAGCAUUUAUAUAUUAGCCAUAAUUUAAAUUUUUUAUGCAUUAAUGUUUUAGGUAUCUCUCUAAUAUUCUUUGGAAGGUGGUUAAAUACCCUAAUACACAUAACAUUUAUUAUGUAAGAUUGAUUAAAUUAUUUUAUGGUUAUUAUGUAUAUUGUAGAUGUUUAUAAAUUUUGUUAUAAAAUAUAA